Messenger RNA from Drosophila pseudoobscura, 1279 nucleotides. RefSeq names its product ankyrin repeat and SAM domain-containing protein flippy (gene flip). Gene Ontology annotation, molecular function: protein binding. The coding region runs from base 60 to 1205 and encodes 381 amino acids. NCBI's taxonomy places the organism in Eukaryota, Metazoa, Arthropoda, Insecta, Diptera, Drosophilidae. The transcript is spliced from 3 exons. The record is from RefSeq and is a predicted model, not a curated record.
UGGCAAGCAAAGCCAAUAAGGCUGGCAAAUUGGCUAAAUGUGUAUAAACGGCAGGCAGCAUGUCCGAAAACACAUUCAACAAUAGACAGUCGCAGAAGCAAAGCGAUACAAGUUUUGAAAGUCAGCUGGGACCGAUUCCGAACUUCAAUCCAGCCACUGAGUCCAGUCUAGAGCCACGGUGGCCGGGCUUUGAGCCCCGAAUUUUGCAGCAGACGAUCAAUAGCGUGGUACUGGAUUGGGCGCCACUCGAAAAUGCAUUGGUUUACAGCGUCGAGAAGUACCACAGGCGGCACGGCUGGCGGCAGGUGCAAUGGAGCAGCAGCUCCCCCACAGAGAUACCCAAUCUGGAGGAGAACUUUGGACACCGACUGCGCAUAAAAGCGCUGAAAAUCUCUGAGGAUGGCCGCUGCUACGUGACUUUAGCCAUCUCAACGGAUGUGAUUGCCUGCACGGAGGCAGCGCUGCCCUCCACCAACUGCUUGAACCGUGCUAUCCGAAAGGGGCAGCAGUUCCUGGUGAAGCGCAUGCUGCGCCGUCGACCGAGCCUAAUAGAAUACCCCGCCCCGAAUGGCUUUCUUCCGCUGGCCAACGCCAUCGUGCAGGGCGAGAUGUGCAUCAUAGAUGUGCUGCUCUCGGCAGGCUGCAGCGUGCAUCUGGGCAACCCGGGCAACGGACGCACGCCGCUCCACGUUGGUGCCUGCCAGAGUGCUCUUAUGCGACAGUCUCACACUGACAGCCUUGACCUGUUUUCGUUGCAGUUGGCUUUUUUUUACGGACACCUGCCCUCGGCGCGCAUCCUGCUGAACAAAAAGGCGCGGCUGGAGGCAACGGACUGCAACGGCAUGACGCCCGCCCACUGCGCCGUCGACGCUAAUCAGAUAGAAAUGGUGAGGUUCGCCCUGGAGUCGGGGGCAAACCUGGAGGCUCAGGAUUCCUGCGGCUGGACUCUGCUUAUGCACGGGGUGGUUAUGGACGCGAGCCUGGAGCUCAUCAAACUCCUUGUUACCCACGGGGCGGAUCUGGCGGCUUUGGAUGGCGUCGGCAAAUCCUGCAGCGACUUGGCAAAACUUUAUCGCAGGGAGGAGGCACGGGAUUACUUUGACAAGGUGCAAAAGUUUAGGCUGGAAAAGGCAGCCGCGACCGCAGAAGCGGCGGCAAAGGAGCAGCCCCUCGAACAAGCUGCAAAAAGGGAUUUCCGCGAAUAGUGGUAGGAAGGAAGAACCGACUAAUGAGCGAGCUUUAAGACCCGCAGAGUAAAAGGCUAUAUCAUUACAAAGUA